UCCUCCUCGACCUUUGCUCCGGGCUUGUUUUUCCCUCUGGACCGGGGAACCUCGGGCUCACUUUCACUUGCUGCCUGUCCUUGCCAAGAGCCUCACCAUGUGCACAGGAAAGUGUGCCCGCUUCGUGGGGCUCUCCCUCAUCCUCCUCUCCCUGGUCUGCAUUGUGGCCAACGCCCUCCUGCUAGUGCCCAACGGUCAGACCACCUGGACCAAGGACCACCUCAGCUUGCAAGUCUGGCUCAUGGCUGGCUUCAUCGGCGGGGGCCUGAUGGUACUGUGUCCAGGAAUUUCCGCCGUCCGGGCAGGGGGCAAAGGCUGUUGUGGUGCAGGCUGCUGUGGGAAUCGCUGCAGGAUGCUGCGAUCGGUCUUCUGCUCGGCGUUCGGGAUGCUUGGUGCCAUCUACUGCCUCUCGGUAUCGGGAGCCGGGCUCCGAAUUGGACCACAGUGCUUAAAGGACGGCUCCUGGGCAUACCACUUCCAACAAACCGCAGGCUCGUACCUGCUCAACCGCACUCAGUGGAGCUCGUGCGUGGAGCCGCCUGGUGUGGUCUCCUGGAACGUGACGCUCUUCUCGCUGCUGGUGGCCGCCUCCUGCCUGGAGAUUUUGCUGUGUGGGGUGCAGCUGGUGAACGCGUCCAUUGGUGUCUUCUGCGGCGACUGUCGGAAGAAGGAGGGCGCCCCUCACUGAGGCUCCACGGAUCUGGUCCGUCGCUCCUGGACACCCGCCUGGCCCGCCCCCGCCCUGGAAUAAAGUAUUUAGAACUCUC
Molecule: messenger RNA, 767 nt
Organism: Balaenoptera acutorostrata (minke whale)
Lineage: Eukaryota; Metazoa; Chordata; Mammalia; Artiodactyla; Balaenopteridae
Gene: TM4SF5
Product: transmembrane 4 L six family member 5
Exons: 5
Coding region: 98-688 (196 amino acids)
Cellular component (GO): membrane
Source: RefSeq, a predicted model, not a curated record